UCUAAAAAACUCGUUAAGAAAAAAAACACCUUUCACUCGAUCAUCCUCUCUCGCUUCUGACCUAAAGCCAAUCAAAAAACCGAUUCUCUCAAAAAAAAAAAAAGAAAUGGUUACCGCGCGUGAGGAGUUCGUGUACAUGGCCAAGCUCGCGGAGCAAGCCGAGCGGUACGAGGAGAUGGUGGAGUUCAUGGAGAAAGUCUCCGCCUCCGUCGACGGCGACGAGCUCACCGUGGAGGAGCGAAACCUCCUCUCCGUGGCCUACAAGAACGUGAUCGGCGCCCGGCGCGCGUCGUGGCGCAUCAUCUCCUCGAUCGAGCAGAAGGAGGAGAGCCGCGGCAACGGAGACCACGUGGCGGCGAUCCGCGAUUACAGGGGGAAGAUCGAAGGGGAGCUCGCCGGGAUCUGCGAGGGGAUACUCAAGCUGCUGGAUUCGAGGUUGGUCCCCGCCGCGGGGUCUGGGGAUUCGAAGGUGUUUUAUCUGAAGAUGAAGGGGGAUUACCAUAGGUACUUGGCUGAGUUUAAGACUGGGCAGGAGAGGAAAGAUGCGGCUGAGAAUACGCUCUCUGCUUACAAAUCUGCUCAGGAUAUUGCGAAUGCAGAGCUAGCUCCAACUCACCCGAUCCGUCUAGGUCUGGCACUGAACUUCUCUGUGUUCUACUACGAGAUCUUAAACUCUCCUGAUCGUGCCUGCAGCCUCGCUAAACAGGCCUUUGAUGAUGCGAUUGCGGAGUUGGACACACUAGGGGAAGAGUCAUACAAAGACAGCACCUUGAUCAUGCAGCUUCUCCGUGACAACCUCACUCUCUGGACAUCCGACAUGCAGGAUGAUACUGCGGAUGAGGAGAUCAAGGAAGAGUCAGCUCCAAAGCCAGCUGAUGAAUAGCAGUAAUAAAAAUCCUUUUGACUGAACUGCUAGUUUCUAGGGGUUUGGAUCUUUUAUUCAAUUCAUCGUAUCCCCUAGCAAAGUUGAACCAUCAUCAGUCAUCAUCUUUUUUUAUCACUUUGUCUGAUUUUCUCUCUUUUUUUUUGUUGUUCUGUCUUUUUUUUUGUUGUUGUUGUCUGGGAUAUGUCUAUUUUAAUGUCUGCUAUCAACCUUGCUUUGUGUGUUUCUAAUCAAAUUUGAAAGGCUCUGUCCUUAUCUUGUUCUCAAAAUUUUAAAAUGGGACUUGUUUA
Messenger RNA from Raphanus sativus (radish), 1173 nucleotides. Its product is annotated as 14-3-3-like protein GF14 omega. Gene Ontology annotation, cellular component: cytoplasm. The coding region runs from base 107 to 883 and encodes 258 amino acids. The transcript is spliced from 4 exons. Lineage: Eukaryota; Viridiplantae; Streptophyta; Magnoliopsida; Brassicales; Brassicaceae. Gene Ontology annotation, biological process: signal transduction. The record is from RefSeq and is a predicted model, not a curated record.